Messenger RNA from Stylonychia lemnae, 573 nucleotides. NCBI's taxonomy places the organism in Eukaryota, Ciliophora, Spirotrichea, Sporadotrichida, Oxytrichidae. The record is from the annotation of a GenBank genome assembly.
AUGGUAGAAUCAGCAAAACCUUCAGGCGCUGCCUCAGAGAAAACUAUUAAACUCACUUAAUUAGACUCAGCUUGUGAGAUAUCAUUCAACAGUGGUCAUUAUCAGUUGGUUUUUGAUAAAACAGGAAAUGCAGAGGUAUUUUUCAGGUAUAAGGCUCAUCUAAUUGAAGUAAACAAACUGUCCAUUGGCAUCAGUAUUGGGAAAUAUACUAAAGAAGAAGCUCUUGAGUAGAUUAGAAGAGGAUUGGUGUAUUCAAUGAGAUCAGGAGAUAGAUUGGUACUAUUUUGUGGUAACAUCGCGCCUGACUUUAAGGCUACUAUGACUUCAGAUGCUAAGAACUUCCCAGCUGAAGUAGUUUUUAACUUCAAUGAGUGGAGAAAGGAAGAGAACUACAAAAAAAUUGUUAGAGCUGAUGAGGACCAUGACCUAAUGGGCAACAAAAAUAUGUUUUGGAUGAGCGAAAAAUUCGAUCUCAUUGUUCUACAGAACGAUGAUGAUGAGGAGACCAGACAAGAACUUAUUGAAAGAAUCCCUCACAUUGAAAGUUUUGAUAUCAUUAACAUUCAGCAAUGA